Messenger RNA from Adineta steineri, 654 nucleotides. Lineage: Eukaryota; Metazoa; Rotifera; Eurotatoria; Adinetida; Adinetidae. The record is from the annotation of a GenBank genome assembly.
AUGACUCGUUAUGAAGAGAAACUUUAUUUUCAAAGCGUUUUCGAUGCUAUUGAUCAAGUUUAUAAUUUGAAGAAAUCUCAAAAACAUUCUGGUUAUGAAGAACGUUUGCGUGCUUCAUUUAAUAAAUUACUUAUACCUGACUGGUAUAAUCAUGAAUAUACAGCAACUAAUGGAUUACGAAAAACAAAAUCUCAUGGGCAUGUACCUCGUGUCAAACGAAGUAAUACUAAUAAUGAUACUAAUAAUAAUACAAAUAAUAAUAACAAUAGUAUUAGUAAUCAUCAUAAUAAUAAUGAUGAUACUCCUGAUACAUCCGUUUCAUCAUCAAUUAAUUCACCUCAUUUAUCGAAUGGUAAUCAUAAACAAUCAUAUCGUCAUCGAUCUACAAGUCGUUCAUGGUCUGAAAGACCUCCAUUAAGACGUGAUUCAACAACGUCAACUUAUGAUACAAAUGCAAGUGUUAUUAAUGGUCGAUCAUCGACAACUUCGAAUGGUUCAACAUCAUUAUAUGCACCAGGUGUUCAACGUGUUGCUCAGUCAUCAACAUGGUAUAAACCACGAUCCUUUUCAACAAAAAUAUCCAAUGGUAAUACUAAUGGACAUCUAAUUGAAGUACCUAAACCCUUGCCAAGAUGUUCGCAAAUUGGUAAGUGA